AUGAUGCUAGAUACUGCUGUAAAGUUUGAAAAGGCAUUUUCAAGAAUGAAUGAUGAUGAUCAUAAAUACCUCAAGUAUUGUUUAGAAACAAAUAAUGUGGGAGGGCAUCCAUCGACAGAUGAUUGGAAGAAUGUUAAAGUUUUUAUUAAGUUCCUCGAGAUUUUCUACCAGGUAACUUUGAAAUUCUCAGGAACUUCAUAUGUUACUUCCAAUUCUUUCUUCCAUGAGAUCUUUAAUCUUCAAAAGAUAGUUUGCAAAUAUGUUCGUAGUGAAGAUUCUAUUUUGAGUGGCAUGGCUAAAAAGAUGGAGCUUAAAUUUAACAAAUACUGGGGUACUUUUGAAAGUAUGAACAAGUUAUUAUUCAUUGCCGUUGUUUUGGAUCCUCGAUACAAGUUGAAAUAUGUGGUUUAUCUUUUUAACCACUCUUAUGGUUGUUUGGUGGGAGCCGAAAAAUCAAAACAGGUGAUGGAUACUUUGAGUCGCUUGUAUGAUCACUACAUGAGUUCUUUUUGUGGGACUCAUACCGACAAAAUUGGUGGUCAAACAAGCUUGAAUGAUGAAAUUGAUACCAUGCAUAGUGACGAGAUGUGGCAAUCACAAUGGGAGAAGUAUUUGGCUACUGAAAAUAAAUCAGAAAUUGAGAAGUACUUGUUAGAUGAUUUGGAAAAGACCAAUGAGUUAGAAAUUUUGGCUUGGUGGAAAGUUUCUUCGGCUAGAUAUCCAAUUAUUUCUAGGAUGGCAAGAGAUGUUCUUUCUAUUCCUAUUUCUACUGUUGCUUCUGAAUCAGCUUUUAGCAUUAGUGGUCGGAUUCUUGACUCUUAUCGAAGUUCUUUAUCACCAAAGACAGUAAAAGCUCUUAUUUGCACUCAACAAUGGUUAAGAUCAACUUCCAAAGAAUGCAAGCUCGAAGAUCUUUUAGAAGAAAUUCAGAAACUUGAGAUAGUUGAAAAAGUUAAUGUUCAGGUUUUUGUUGCUGUUUCACCAGAAGUACUUUUGGAUUAUGCUAUUACUUGUUUUUUGUAUUUAAUCACACUUUUAUGCAAGCAAUUAAAUGAUCUUUCUCUGGUGACAGUUGGGUCUAUGAUAGUGACAGCUUCAUGGACGUUACUUGGAAAUAGUGACAGCUUCAUCGACGUCUACUUGCAGAUUGGUGGAUAG
This is a messenger RNA of Lycium barbarum (goji berry), 1158 nucleotides long. RefSeq names its product zinc finger BED domain-containing protein DAYSLEEPER-like. The transcript has 4 exons. Bases 1 to 1158 code for a protein of 385 amino acids. The record is from RefSeq and is a predicted model, not a curated record. Lineage: Eukaryota; Viridiplantae; Streptophyta; Magnoliopsida; Solanales; Solanaceae. Gene Ontology annotation, molecular function: DNA binding; protein dimerization activity.